UUUUCUUCUUUUACGCGGUGUAGAAAGCGUAAAAAGCUUCCAAGUAAUUCGAGCGGCCGAUAUAGAAACUCGCGAUCGUCCCUGCAUUCCGCCAGGGACAAAUUCAACGCAACAAUUGGAUCGUGGCUUCGAUUAUAGUCGCUCUAGUUUCCAAUGAAAAUGUCUCCUAGCUUUCUCGCGGUAAUUUUCGACCGAGAACGAUAUUUACGACUAAUGGCAUGGUGUUGCCUUUCAUAGUACGAUCACUAUGGUAAAGAUAAUAGGAUUGUAAGCACCCUAUCUGCGCAGAGCCGAUGUCGUUAGAUCUAUAUCUACUUGAGUGAAAAAGGGAAAAGAUAUACUGGGAUCUCUAAUAAAUACAGGAUGAUAGAAAUGUAUAUCUUUUGAAAAGGAUUUUUAGGAUUUCGUUCCACGACAAUGGAAUUUCGAAUAUACCUGUUUCUUUAUUGUUUUGUCAAGAGAGAGAAAGGCAGGUCUGGAAAAUUUACGGUAAAUUGCUUGUUUUCAAUUGACGUCUAAAUUUAGCUUGCCGACAUUAUUCGAAAACUAUGAAAAAUAAAUCCGCAAAGCUCUAAAAUGUCGACGGCUAAAAUUGAAUCUAGAUUGUGCGUAAUAAUUUUCUUGAUUUUCGACGGGAACAAAAACUUCGUAAUAGGUCUCGCGUUUACGCGCACAGAAGAAAUAACUUGGUUACAAGCGUGGAAAAAAAUAAUUAGGGUCAUGCAUAGCAUCAUGUAUAAUUCCGCGGUACGCGAAACCUUCCUCUUCUGCAAUUGGACGCAAUAAAUUAAUUGGCCAGCUUUCCGCGCCAGCGAACAAAAAUUUCGUGAACUUUCGCGAAACUGGAGCUUGAAAACCGGGUUUAUCCGCUCAAACCACCCGAACGGUAUUUUACGACGAGGAAUUAACAGUGAAAUUACCGUUUAUUUCCUGUUAAUUUAUCUGUUACGCCAAUUGUACGCUUGUUUCUUUUCUCUCUUCUCUCUAAGACGAUUCAAUUCGGACUAUGAAUACGAUUUAUUAUUUUUAAUGUCGAUGAAAACGUUGAAAUGGAGUUAAGAAUCGUACCUGAAUUAUCACGGUUGCGAUUAAACGCAUUUACUUGGAAUUUUUCGACAUUCUUGGUAAUAAAGUCUGAAAAUUUUUCGUUCGCAAAGUGGCAGCUUCGAUGAUCCAGACUAUCUGGAUUAUCGAACAAAAUUAUUUAUAAUUUUUUCACGUUCGAUGGCAGGAAAAAUGGAAGAAAAAUAGGACACGUAAGUAGCGGUGGAAUAUCUGGUUCGCGAUUCGCACGCGAACGAUCGAGCGCACGUGACUCGUGUAUCGCAUAAGAGACAAACGUCGGCGAUCAAGGCUCGCGAUAGAAUGAUGGCCGGGCCCUUAUUGAACGAUCGUUCCAUUUUUGUAUCGUCAUUGAAACGUGACCGGCAGUCCCGAUCGCGGAUAAUCGAUAUUCGUCUGCGCGGUUGACUCACAGGACGAUAACGUUCCACCGCAACUAAGUAUAAUGAUCAUGCACGAUAGGGAUGACGAGUUUUCUCGUUCUUGCGUGCUGAAACGCGUCGCGAUAUCCCAAGACGAGUACGAUAAGUGCAUCGAUUUGCGGAAACUUUUUACUACGACUAACAGAGGUCCGUUUGUCGGGACGAUUAUCCAUUUUCGUCGAUCAAGUGAAUUCCUAUUAUGCGAACGAAAAUAAAUACGAUAAUGCGUUACACAAAAACUCAAAAAAUGAACUAGAUCGUGCAAGUGAAUCAUGUUUACAAACAAGCGAGUGAAUAUUAUAAGCCGACUCGAGCCGAAUAGUUCUCGACUCGAACAAUUUCCGAUCUUACCCGAACAGUUCCGACUCGACCCGAAUAUCCGUUAAAAUUUUCAGGUAAUGACAAACUGACUGGAGAGCAGGAAGGACAGGAAGAAAGAAAAUGGAGCAUCGGAAGCAAACGACGGAAAUAGCGAAAGCUAACGAGCAGUUCGAUCUGUUUUGCAACGCGACCACUUUGAAAUCAAUUCUGGGGCACUACAGGCAUCUCUGCGACUUGCUCAGGAUCAGGCCGAACGUGAUCAAUCAAUUUUACCCAAAAUUGAAAGCGAAAUUGCGAUCGUGGAAGGCCCAAGCCCUCUGGAAAAAAUUCGACCAGAGGGCCAAUUACAAAUGUUACAACCGUGGCAAAGCAUGCCCGAACACGAGGGUGUUGAUCAUCGGAGGCGGGCCGUGCGGCCUUCGUUCGGCGAUAGAGGCGCAAUUGUUAGGAGCCAAGGUGGUCGUUGUAGAGAAACGGGAUCGUAUGUCCAGGAACAACGUCCUUCACCUGUGGCCCUUCGUCAUCCACGACCUUCGCGCCCUGGGGGCGAAAAAAUUCUUCGGGAAAUUUUGCGCCGGCUCCAUCGACCACAUUAGCAUUCGACAACUUCAAUGUAUAUUGCUCAAAGUCGCUUUGAUCCUUGGCGUCGAGUUCCACGAGAGCGUCAGUUUCGACGCUCUGAUAUCUCCGCCCGAGAGCCAGGAGGAGGGCAAGAUCGGUUGGAGAGCGAAAACCACUCCCGCCGACCACCCAGUCUCUCAGUACGAGUUCGACGUGUUGAUCGGAGCCGACGGGAAGAGGAACACGUUGGAAGGUUUUAAGCGGAAAGAGUUCAGGGGUAAAUUGGCUAUCGCGAUAACGGCCAACUUCAUAAAUAAACGGACCGAGGCGGAAGCCCGUGUCGAAGAAAUUAGCGGGGUUGCCUUCAUCUUUAAUCAAAAGUUUUUCAAGGAAUUGUACCAGGAGACGGGUAUUGAUCUAGAAAACAUCGUCUAUUACAAAGACGACACUCACUAUUUCGUGAUGACCGCUAAGAAGCACAGUCUUAUAGACAAGGGAGUGAUUUUGCAGGAUCACGCGGAUACGGCGAAAUUACUAGCGAAAGAAAACGUGGAUCGCGAAGCGUUGAUGCUUUACGCCCGAGAGGCUGCCGAAUUCUCCACGGAAUACCAAAUGAUUGGUAUGGAAUUCGCAGUGAACCAUUAUGGCCAACCAGACGUUGCCAUGUUCGAUUUCACGUCGAUGUAUGCGGCGGAGAAUGCCAGUCGAAUUUUGGAACGCCGUGGCCAUAAGUUACUUAUGAUCCUUGUCGGUGAUAGCCUUCUCGAGCCGUUCUGGCCAACGGGAUCUGGUUGCGCGAGAGGAUUUUUAAGCUCCUUGGACGCUUGCUGGGCGAUCAAAGGAUGGGGCGCGAACGUCUCACCGUUGGAAGUAAUCGCUGAACGGGAGUCAAUUUACAGGUUACUUGGACAGACCACGCCCGAGAACUUAAACAGAGAUUACGCUGCGUACACGCUAGAUCCUCAUACCAGAUAUCCCAAUUUGAACGUGUCGUCGGUGACACCGAUACAAGUGCGAAGUUUACUCGACACGGAUGAUCCCGACAGCGUGAAACAGCCUCCUGUCCAGUCUGACAUCGAUAUCCCUAAAAAACGACGUCGUCGGGAUUUGCGUGGAGACUCGCAAGUGCAUCCGGACACGCUGCUUCGCUGGCUGCAAAAGCAAGUUGCCCUGUACGACUCGGUUCAGAUAAGAGACAUGGGCGCCUCGUUCAAAAAUGGUCUGGCUAUUUGUGCGAUAAUUCACAGAUAUCGUCCAAACCUGAUAGAUUUCCACAAUUUGAACCCAGACGAUGCGAUUACGAACAACCAAUUAGCGUUUGAUAUAUUGGAAAAGGAAUUGGGCAUACCUCCUAUAAUGACAGGGGAGGAAAUGGCCCAGUGCGACGUUCCCGAUAAGCUCGCCAUGUUUUCUUACCUCACACAGAUAUACGAAGUUUUCCGCGGUGAAAUCCCGUACAUUAAACAUCCAAAAUUAGAACCUGAAAACGAAGAAAGGCCCGCACAUAGUAAACAAUUGACACCUGAUCAAAAAGUUCAGUUAAUUGACCGUAUCGUCAGGCAAGAUAGCGCAACGAGAACGAGACACUCACGAUCGCGUCAUAACGAAAAUUUAAACCCCGCGGAUAAGAAGGGGGACACGAUUAGCCGACGUUCUCGAAAGAGACGAAGCACGGAGAAGAUGGGCGCGACAGUGGAGGAAAGGCAGAAGAGACUCGCAGAAAUAGAGAAAAAUCGCGCCGAACGUAUGAGAAGGCGACAAUAUUUGCGAAAUAUGGCGACGCAGCAAUUCUACAAAAGUAUGCAGAUGCUGCAAGCGAACGCAAAACGCGAGAAAGACGAGCCGUUCGAAGAUUAUUCAAUAUUCUUAUAUCGUCAAACUGCACCGGAUUUCAAGGAUAGGGUGAAAUACCUUGAGCAGAAAAUAUUAUAUCCAGACAGAGAACCUAAGAUUCAUGCUGGUCAUCAUAGAAAUAGCAUAGACGAAGAGUUCUCCGGUAGAAUAAAAAGUAUCGAAGACAAGUUGAAAGGGUCUACACCGGUUGAGAAAAAACCCAGAGAUCUUCUACGUGCAAUUGGUAAAAUUGAGAAGACCGAUUGGAAUGUGAAGGAAAUCGAGAAGAAAAUCGAAGAGAAUAAAAUGGGUCGUUUGGUUCGACACGACAAAGUAGAACGAGUGCCGAAAUGGAGUCGAGAACAGAUGUGUAUAUGCUUCAUUCAGUUUUUAGCUCGACAAAUCAAGAUGGAGAAGAAGGGACGUGAUCAAAGGGAGACAGAUAGUAAGUACGCUGAUAUUGACAAUACCCUGAAGAAUAUUGACAGGAAGAUCAAAGAGGGUAAUGUGCUUGGGUACAAUAAAGUCUCGGCAAUGGCCGAACAAUUUUCAAAUAAAAGUCAGGACGCGGAGCCCAAGAUGCAGAAAUCGAAUGUCAAGCCCACGAUAACGUUACCUGCUCAAGGAGGUUCAGAAAUGUGUCAUUUUUGUAAUAAAAGGGUUUACCUAAUGGAGAGACUUAGCGCCGAAGGGAAAUUUUUUCAUCGAGGAUGUUUUCGUUGCGAAUAUUGUUCUACCUCGUUAAGAAUAGGGAAUCAUACAUUCGAUCGGGAUAAAAAUGGAGGACGAUUUUAUUGUACGCAACAUUUUGGUUUCUCAGGAACGUUGAAAACUCGGAACGUGGAAAAGAAGAAGAUUAUGACGUUGAAUAAAGAAAAUAUACCUGCAACGUCUGUAAAUUUAAAAACACCCGAAAAAGGAAAGAUAUCUUUAGAGGGUGUCGUUGGUCUCGAUCUACUCGAUCGUGGACAAACACCCGAGAGAAUAGAAUUCGAAAAUUUAGCUGGGAUAUCGGAUGCUGAAGAACCUCAAAGUCAAAUGGAUGAAGAUGAAUGGACGGAUAGGAAUUUCGGGGCUUCUACCGCAGAAAUGGGAUCCAGUGAUGACAUUUCGGAUAUGAGCGAUUCAGAUGAUGAUAACGAGGUAUACGAAGAGGCAAUAGAUCAACCCUUAACAACCGAGGGAACUCUUGAACUUGCGAAAAAUUGGACGCUACGAUAUUCUCAUCCUCACGCUGCAAUGGGACAAUCUGAUACGGGAAGCAACGAAUAUGAAGAUUCUAGCGAUGAAUAUACGAAUGAAGACGAUGAAAGUACAACCGCUACGGAAGAUGAAGACGACAUACGUGCCCGAGAACUUAGAAAGCAAGAAGUUUGGUUGAAGAAUCCUACAUGUAGCUCCGAUACGGACAGCGGUUCAGAAACGGAGGUUGCCUCUGAUGAAGGUACGUCGGAAGAAAGCGAAGAAAACUCAGCUACAGAAAUAUCGACAGAUUCCGAAUUCGAACACGAUGGCGCAACUCCUACGCAGCACGAGAUUCCAGAGAUCACGAUCAACGAUGCAUAUGUCCGGAAAACCAGAGGAAACUACGUUGAACCCAAGAAAGUUCAAGUGAAAAGUAAAGUCAUUUCAUCGAUUAAUGGUAAUCUGAAGCAAGAUAAAGAUCUGGAUGCGAAAUCGCAGUUAAAAAUGGAUCACGAGAUAAAUCCUUCUCAUCUUGAAAAAGAGAGCAAGCUGAAUUUAUUAGGAUUCAAUAAUGCGAAUGCAGUUCCAUUAAUAAAUCCUCGCAAAGGGGAUUAUUUAUUGAACCGUACCCAUUCUACCGAAGGUAUCGCAUCUAAGCUAUCUUUGGAAUUGAAGAAGAAGUAUUUACUUGGCGGUACAGCUUUUGGAGGUUCUGUCAUGAAAUCGGGAUCAGCCUCGAAUGUCGAUACCCAGUUGAGAAAUUUUACGGACGCCAUCUCCCAGCACCAAAAACUUUUAAAUCCCGCUCCAGAGCCAAGUCCUACGAUGCAAGCAUUCUUGCAAGGAACGAGCAAAUUGCGAUCGAACAACACUCAACUUUCUCCCAUAUCGCCCACGGCUAUAUUUUCUUCGGUGAAACCGUAUACAGCGAACCGAUCCUCCCAGAAUUUGUUAAACAACGAUAACCCCAUUUAUAAGUCGACAAUUUUGCCUGAAAUAUCAAAGACCCAGUUACCGGACCUGGUGAAGGAGUCCAGCAUAUUAAAAUCGAAAACUACGCCUAACAUUGUCUGCGGCGAAUCCAAGAACACGGAGAGCAAAGAGAUUGUAAAAGAGCAAGUGGCUCCUAGCCAAUUGCACGCAGCGAAAAACUGCGAAAUAUUGGGGAACGCGAGGAGCUGUGAAAACACGGAGAACAACUUCGCUGGAAAUAUGGAUGAGAAUAAUGGUUUCCGACCACGAAGCCCGUUACACGAAACCUCGAUCAUCGUGCCUCAAGUCGAUUGGAGUAAAAACACGGAGGAAAGAAAAGAGACGGCUAGCACAGGAGAUUCGGAGAUAGACAGCGAUUCCUUGUCUUCCGGGGAUGGCGAAGCGGAAGAAGAAGCGCAAGAUCAGCCACCGCCUGUUAUGAAUUUGUCCCCGCCCCGUUUACAAAUUCACAGCACAGACGGAGAUCUUCUGCUGGACGAGGAAGCCGAAAAAUGUAAAGAUUUCGACGAUGGCCAGUCGUUUGAGCCCGAUUCCAUAGAGUGUUCAUUUCUACAGGAUAAAAUGUUAAAUAAUAAUAAGAUCUUCUCUUCUGCAGUUCCUGCAACUCCUUGCGUAAAUAAAACCUCGAUGGAACUGGAGAUAGUGAAGAACGAGAUCGAGCAAUUAGAAUUGCAGGAUGAGGGUAAAAAGAGUAUCAGCAAUUGCAGUACCCCUACAUCGAUUACCUCUGCCAUUUCGAAUAAACACGAUGAUUCCGAAGAGAACGACGUGACAACGGCAGCUCUUACCGAAACGGAAUUCUCGGAGUGGGCUCGUGACGGAGAGGUUUUAGUUUCGGAUGACCUGCGGGACGUUGAAUUCAAUAUUAAUCCAGAAUUCAUAACUACAAGAAGAAAACUUGCGUUAUCGGAUGCUUCGAAGACUCAAGGUCCGAUCACGAUAGCCAAAGAAGAAGAUUUAACGGAUAUGGACUUGGAUUCUUCGAAGUUGGAUAAACAGUUGGAUGUUCCUGUUAACAAUACCUCAAAACUCUUAGCUAAUGGUGAAAAUAUAGAUUUUAUGGACACGGAUAACGAGUCGUUAUUGGAUGACAGCUUGCAAGAUGCUUCCAAUAUGGUAAUGCUCAAAAAUAGGGGAUACGUAGAAUUUGUUAAUAUUAAAAGCGCUUCGAGCCUCGCGAGUUCGCAAGACAAAUUAAUUGCUGACGCUCCCAUUGCGAAAUUAGAGGUAGAGAAUGAUUCAGAAGAGGAAGCUUACUACGAUAAGAACGUGAUAGAAAUAAAUCCAAUCACCAUGGAUGAUGUUAUGAAUAAGUUGAAUGGCUCUGUAAAUAAAGCUGAAAAUGAUGGCAAGUCGGAGGGAGAUAUGGAAAUAAAAUCAAACUCCAUUCAACAAGAUCAAUCUAUCGCGGAGGCGGUGAAUAAGGAAUUAUUUCAAUCGAUGGAGGAAGAUAGUUUGCUUAUCGUUGAACCUGCCGAGGACACCACUACCAGUGAAGUAGUCACUAUUCUUGCUAGCCCCGUGAACCCACAAGUUUCAAUAAUUGCAUCUCAAACUGAAAAACAAUCGGGACAACAAGAAGAAGAAGAAACGAAAACUGCCGCUGAUUUGAACAAUCCUGAUUAUUUGGAAUACGUGAAGCGUCUGCAAUCUAGAAUUGCUGAAUUUAGCAAUGCCAAAGAUUCUAUAGAUGUCAGAAAAUCGAAAAGGAAGAAUUCAAAAAGUUCGCUGCAAUCCCGUACAGCCGAGAUGAUAGCGGAAGAAAUUAAGAAUCAAGAAACUACGAUAAACAAUAGUUUUAAUUCGCCGGCUACUUCGAGAAAAUUGGAGGAGAUUACCAGAGAAAGAUUCAAGCAAAAAAAUGUAAUACAAGAUUUAUUAAUGGACAAAGUAGAAGCUCAUAAACAGAAAUCCGCGGAGAAAAAGGCAAGAAGAGCUGCUAGAGCUUCGUCGUUCAAUUCAACUUCUGCCUUAUCACCAAUAAGACCAUCUAUUCCUAGUAGUUCGCUAGUUAACAAAUUUGUACCUACGUCUAUAGUGACGCCUGAAAAUAGUCCCUCGCAUAGCACUAAUUCCGUUGAAAGUAAACAGCCCGUGGAAAUUAAGAAAUCUCACGAAACCCGGCAAUUGCCUUGGAAAUCGGAGACCGAGAAGGUCACAAAUGAAGAAAGUAAUAAAAAUGAUAUUCAAUCCUCUGAAAAUAUCACAUUAAUCAAAAUAGCUAAUGAAACGGAAAACAACUUUAGAACGCCAAUUGCACCUCCAAGAUUGAAACACGAAGAGGCAAAGAGGACAGCAGAAAAGGCGAGACAAGAUGCGAGAGAAAGGGCUAGAUUGAAGAGUGAUGAAGAUCUGGGUCUCAGUCCAGAAGAUAAAAUCAAAGAAUUGAGAAUGAAAGUGGCACGAAGACAACUUUCAAUGGAAGAGAGAAAGACUAAAGAAGAAACACAGCCUGAAGAUCCUCGCAUAAGACUUUAUACUUAUGGAGCAAACAAGACUGAAUUAAAAUUGCAAACGAGCAAAAGUACGGACAAUAUGAAAGCUGUAGCUGAGGCAAUCAAUUUCAGUGGUUUAUCGGCCGCCAAUGCAAAAUCAAUGGAUGAAUUAUUACAUGCUGAUUCUCCCAAAUCAAAUAGCUCAAUAAUAAAAAGAGAUAAGAAACAAAAAACGAAAGAUCCAGAAAGAAGAAAAAGUAUCAUUCAAGCAGUCUCAGAUUUCUUCUUUAAAAAGGAAUCUUCUCCUUCGCCGUCCAAUCAAAAAGACAAAUUAUCUAUGUUCCGUCUGACGUCAAAGACGAAAGGCAAAUUAUGUAAAUCGUAUUCGGAAGGGUCAGAUCUUGAUAAAGUUUUAUCACCGAAAAUGAACGCUAGACCAAAAAGUGUUUGCGAAGGUAUGCUCACAAGAAACUUUUUAAAUGAAAAUCCGCCGCCAAUUCCACCGCCACCCCUUAUUUAUACCAUUCCUACUACACAAAUCUCAGAUGAUAGUUUAUCAGAUGAUGACACAAAAACAACAGCAGUAUCGACAUCAUGCAUACAUAAAGCCACAAUAACAGAAGGUUCAUGUAAUAGUAUUUCACGUAAAACAAAAACUACGAAACGAAUAGCUAGACAAGCACAAUUAAAGAGAUUGCGUAUGGCUCAAGAAAUACAAAGAAAAUUAGAAGAGACAGAAGUUAAACAAAGAGAAUUGGAAAGUAGAGGUGUUAGCGUUGAAAAAGCUCUUCGUGGAGAAGGUGAAUGCUCCGAUCGAGAAGAAGCAGAUUUACUAAGAGAGUGGUUUGACCUUAUGAAAGAACGUACAGAAUUGCGUCGAUAUGAAAAAGAGCUUUUAGUAAGAGCUCAAGAGGUUCAACUUGAAGAUCGCCAUGAAAGAUUGCAACAAGAAUUACGUGAACGCUUAGCUGAUGACGAUAAUAAAAAGACCAGUGCCGAUGUGAAAAAGGAAGGAGAAAUUUUAACAGAAAUGUUGGAAAUAGUCGCAAAACGGGAUUCGCUUAUUGCACUUUUAGAAGAAGAGCGACAAAGGUGGUGUAGAUCUACAUGCCAAACAUUAACUCCUUUUUCGACACAUACAGUUUGUUUUUCGCACUUACCUAGUUUCUUUACUCCUCAUUUGAACAAUACAUCUUCUGUGCUCACUUUGAUAGUUAUUUUAAUUACAUAUGUAUUUUUAACUAAUUUAAUACAAUUGUUCAUUAAUUUUUGUAAUGAAUCACUAACAUUUUUUUAAAUCUUGAUUUUUUUUUUUUAACUUUCUUAAUUAUACAGAUGAUGUUAAAUUUCAUUACUUUCGCGCAUUUUUAUCUUAAAGUAUUAAAAAGCAUUUAGCUUUUAUAAAUAUAAAUAAUUUCUAUUUAAUUUUAAAUAUUUUCUUUUAUAUAACUUUAUAUAUUAAAGUUAUGAAUAGUACUUAUAAUGCAUUUGUUAUAUAAUUUUUUUCAAUUUGAAAUAGUUAAUAUUUAUUUUAUUCAAAUAUAUUAAAUAUAUUUAAUAACGAUUAUUAUACAGUUUCUUCCAUUCACUUUUUGCAAUGCAUGUCAAGUAUAAGCAUCAUGUCGUAAAAAAUUAUUUUUACAAAAUAUAUAUAUAUAUUUACAGUUUUUAUAAUUUGUAUUGUAAUUUAAUUGCAUACUAUUCACAUACAUAAUUUUUCUUUUCUGCUAUAAAUAUUUUUUUUAUAUUAUGAUAAAGUGAUAUAUACAUGACUGUAUUAUUGUAAGAAUGGAGACAUUUUGAUUGUACUUAAAAUUAUCUCUGGUCAUGUAUAGGAUUAAAAAUCGUAUUAGCAUCAUAAAAAUUAUAGAAAUGUAACUAUGUUGAUAUAUGUUGUUAACUUUUAAAAUAUUUUUUGAUGGAUAUUUUGAAAGAAAUAAAAUAUAUUAUUUUA
Apis cerana (Asiatic honeybee) is the source of this 10766-nucleotide messenger RNA. It is a transcript of the gene Mical, whose product is annotated as Molecule interacting with CasL. Gene Ontology annotation, molecular function: protein binding; FAD binding. The record is from RefSeq and is a predicted model, not a curated record. NCBI's taxonomy places the organism in Eukaryota, Metazoa, Arthropoda, Insecta, Hymenoptera, Apidae.